This is a messenger RNA of Venustampulla echinocandica, 1500 nucleotides long. RefSeq lists its product as uncharacterized. NCBI's taxonomy places the organism in Eukaryota, Fungi, Ascomycota, Leotiomycetes, Helotiales, Pleuroascaceae. The record is from RefSeq and is a predicted model, not a curated record. Bases 1 to 1500 code for a protein of 499 amino acids. The transcript has a single exon. Gene Ontology annotation, molecular function: protein binding.
AUGCCCGCUGCAAGCCAAGAACAUUAUAUCGCUACUCGUACUGCCAAUUAUAAUUUGGGAAUGGGGGAGGAUUCUUCGAAUAAGCCAAGUCUCAAAACCCGUCUGGCACGCAUUUUGAAGCCGAAUCCUUCAAGUCAACGCGUGUCGAAAAAGCCAGUGGAACGGACCGGCAAUGAGACGAGAAAUAUUUCUACUGGUGGCAAUUAUCAAAAUCAAGGCAAUAGACGGCCGUCUCCGGAAUCGGAAUACUCUUCUCAUGUUGAUAUUCAAACCGGCGAGCGACGUGAUGAUACCGAAUUGUUGCAUAGCUUGGCCGAUCACGGCUUCUUUAGCUCUUUAACGUCUGAGCCUGAGUCCAACCCAAGAUGGCGAGGAGCAGAUUCCGGAGCCGGUGACCAGCUAAUAGCUAGCUUACCGAACGAUAUCUGGGAGGUCAUCACCGGUUAUCUCUCCCUGGCUGAUGUUGCUAGUCUUGCUUUCUCAUGCAAGACCCUCCGAUAUCAACUUGGGCCUGAACCAUGGAAAACCCUGCAGGAUCCGGAUAAUCGAGCAUCUAAGAUUGAUUUCUUAGUUUCUUUGGACAGUUCCCUUCCUAAUCAUAUAUUCUGUUAUCCUUGUUUGAUUUACCAUCAUCGAACUCGCAAGGGACAAGAGCGCUUGAAGGCCUCUCUCGCUCUGGCUCCAAUCUUCGAUUGCCCGAAUGCCCUCGAACCCACCACAGUACUGUUAAGGCUGCGACUCACUUCUGACCACACCCUUCCAUUUACUUUUGUCCAGCUUGCGCUUCGAGCCUGCCAUUAUUCGCCAGAUCAUGGCAUAUCAGUUGAAUCUCUUGCCCGGCAUUGGAAAUCCCAUGACAGCGGCUGGUCGCACGAAACGAGUUAUUACUACAAUAAAGGUCACCUGUUACUACGGGUUGUCAGCAAAUCAUUUGCCUCUGCCGGUCUUCCACCAAGUGGAAUGCGUCACCUGCUUUACUCCCGAGAAGAUUAUACGCCCUACUUUUCAGUAUGUGCCCAUUGGAGGGACGGCGAACUCAUGAACCUCUGCAAGUGCGCAUUGAGUCACAUACCGAAGCCCAAAGAAAAAUUAACUCAACAGCUCCGGAAAGGCCCGCAGUUUCAAGCUAGCUUCCAUAAUGCCAACCCUAUUGUCAGCCUGUGCCGAGAGUGUCGGCCCAUGAGACGCUGUCCAGAUUGUCCGACAGAGUACCUUAUCGAUAUCAAACUCGCGGAAGACAGAAAUGACCCGUCGGAUAGGUUCAAGCAGGCUAUUUUGGUAACCAGGUGGUCCGAUCUAGGAGAUGGGUCUACGCCAUUGUCGCCGGAAUGGGCGUCGUGCAAUGGUUGUGCUGAAUUCGACUCUUUUGCUGCCAUUGGAAGACGUACCAUUUCGGGUAUAUUCGAAUCGCAAUCUGGAGUUGCUAUACCCGGGCAAAGAAUGCUAUCUCUAAAUCCAAAUAACAAGAGGCUUGGGGAGGAAGGUCAUAAUUGGUAUUGA